Drosophila erecta is the source of this 1050-nucleotide messenger RNA. RefSeq names its product sentrin-specific protease 8 (gene Den1). Gene Ontology annotation, molecular function: cysteine-type peptidase activity; deNEDDylase activity. The record is from RefSeq and is a predicted model, not a curated record. NCBI's taxonomy places the organism in Eukaryota, Metazoa, Arthropoda, Insecta, Diptera, Drosophilidae. Bases 275 to 922 code for a protein of 215 amino acids. Gene Ontology annotation, biological process: proteolysis. The transcript is spliced from 3 exons.
ACACUGUAUUUUGCACUCAGCAUUGCCAGACAUUUAGUGAGCGAUGUGGCAGCCCAGGCCUGAAAGCGAGAGAACCAAAGAGUAGAGUACAGCGACUAUAAAUUCAGCGGAAAAACUCCAAAUAAAUGGUAAUACGCAAGAAGUGUCCAAAGCACGGACAAAAAGCGAGGUCACGAAAUCGAGGAGAAGCCAUUUUGCGUGGCAACAUACACGCCAGAACCAAAAUACGAAUCCUCGGCGCCCCAGGUUCAGCAACAAUAACUACCACACAAAGAUGCGCAGCAACUCUAAGGCGGACCCCAUCUCGCUGACCUUCCACGACUGCUGCCUGCGGAUGUCCGACGUUCAGCUGCUCCACGGACCCCACUGGCUGAACGACCAGAUCCUGAGCUUCUACUACGAGUACCUGGCGCACAUGAAGUACAAGACGAAUUCGGAUCUGCACUUCAUCGCGCCGGAGAUUACACAGUGCAUGAAGUACAUGGGUGACCAGGAGCUAAAGCAGCUCCUCGACCAGAGCAAUACCACUGGCAAGCCCUUCAUCUUCUUUGCGCUGAAUGACAACGAGAGCACCGAUGCUGGUGGCACCCACUGGUCACUGUUGGUCUUCUCGCGGCCGGAGAAGACAUUCUAUCACUUUGAUUCGUACGGGAACAACAAUACGGGCAACUCCUUGGAGUUGAUGAACAAGAUCAAGGAGCUGUUGGGCGCCCGAAUGGCCAAAUUCCGGCCAAUGCGCUGCCUGCAGCAGGCCAACGGCUACGAUUGCGGAAUCCACGUCAUCUGCAUGACCGAUCACAUAGCCGAUUACCUGAACAGGUACGAGGUAAUCGACGGACUGCCCUCGCUGCACAUCGACACCGUGAAGGCGAAGCGCACGGAGCUGCUGAAACUCAUCCUGUCGCUGGGCGGCAAGGGAUAGAGCCUGGCGGGGAUCGGCGCGGAUUUCCGCCCACAGCUGACUAGUUUUUAUGUGACCAAAUUACGAAUGUAACUCUGCCGGAAGAAGAGAGGGCCAUCGGAAUACACAUGUGAAUACGAUAUCCAUGA